Molecule: messenger RNA, 4827 nt
Organism: Lotus japonicus
Lineage: Eukaryota; Viridiplantae; Streptophyta; Magnoliopsida; Fabales; Fabaceae
Exons: 2
Coding region: 2557-3144 (195 amino acids)
Source: RefSeq, a predicted model, not a curated record
CCGAAAGGGGUGGUUAAACAGUGCAAGGAAAUUAUGACGCGUUUUCUAUGGGGUGGUUCGGAGGAGGAACGGAAAGUGGCUUGGGUAAGUUGGAAACAGCUAUGCAAGCCAAAGUCGCCAGGUGGGCUUGGAAUUAGAGAUUUGGAAUGGUUCAAUUUAGCACUACUGGGAAAAUGGAGAUGGCGCCUAAUGCAUGAAAGGGACCAACUGUGGUGCAAAGUUUUAUUUGCGAAGUAUGGGGGUGGCCAAGUGAAAAAGACGUUUGUAUGGUGGUCGGAUUUAAUUAAAAAUUGUGUUGGUUCUGUAUCAAAUUUUUAGUUUGAAAAUGGGGUGAGUAGGAGGAUUGGGGAAGGUGACGACACAUGGUUUUGGAAGGAAAAUUGGCCUGGGCAUGGUAAGUUCUGUGAAUUGUUUGCUACCUUAUUCCAUGUCUCGGCUCAACAGGACUGGAGGGUUGUGGAUAUGGGGUGUUGGGAAGAGGAUAAAUGGGUCUGGAAUUUUCAUUGGUUGUGUGAGCUAGAGGAUGGAUGUGCAAAUCAGUUGUCCUCUCUUCUAAAUAUGUUAGCAUCUUUUUCUCCAAUUAGAGGACAAAAAGAUAAAUGGAUAUGGAUAAAGGAAGGUAACGACAUUUACUCUGUUUGUUCAGCUUAUGAGGCUCUGGCGGUUGAUUUGUAUCUGGAAGAAGAUCGCAGCUUUAAACUAUUGUGGAAAGCAUUGGCUCCGUCAAAUGCAAUUGCAGUGGGCUGGAAAGUUUUAUUGAAUAGGAUCCAAACUAAAGACAAUUUUUUCCAGAGGAACAUCCAAAUAGCAAAUUUGUCUUGCCCUUUGUGUGGUGUUGUGAAUGAAGGGUCUUGCCAUCUCCUCUUUUCUUGCUCGGUGGCCUGGCAGGUGUGGGGUUUAGUUUAUAAUUGGCUGGGUUUUUAUGCUGGCAUGCCUUGGCUCUCCAAGGACCAUCUUAUGCACGUUGUAGGCCUAGGUUCUACAAAGACAAGGUCUGGUUUACCAGUGAUCUGGUUAUCAGUGGUUUGGCAUAUUUGGGUGGGGCGGAAUGCGAAGGUUUUUGGGGGAGAAGAUUUUAAUCUGACAUCAUGUUUUGAUCAAGCUCGUUUAAAAGCUUGGUUAUGGCUGAAAUCAAAGAGCAGGAAUUUUUCUCAUGCUUUUUCGGAGUGGAUUGGUGAACCUAUGGCGUGCUUAGAUGAUAUGUAGAGGAGUCUGGUGCUGCUGUUGGUUUUAUUUUGAUGACCACUUUUUCUUUUCUUUAGCUGGUUUUACCUUAUUAUGUUUUUGCAGGAAGUUGAUAGCUAUUGCAUUUAGUUUUGUCUCGUUUGGAACUUAUUGGAUCUCUGUUGCUUCUUAGCUCUUGAGCUGCAGUCAUGUUUGGAAAUUGGGGUAUUUGGAUUUCUCUAUGUUCUGAAAACUGAGGUGGGCUCUUGUGCGUGCUGUUGCUAUAUUAAUGUGGCCGUGGCAAUUUGCUGUGGAAUGAAGGGCUUUGGUUUUGGUAACCGUAGUGGAGGUUGUGCUUAUGUUGUCACUUGUGGAUAACUUGGGUUUGUUAUUUUGUUUGUUAUUGGAUGGUGGAAGCAUGCCUAUCUUGUGCUGGUUCUUUGGUCGUGGCGUUUGUUCUUGAAUACAAGGUUAAUAGAGAAAUUAGUUUUUUCUAAUUUAGUGACAACUGUAAAUAAGUGCCAGUUGUUAGGUUGUUAGAGUUAAGUUUUAUUCAGUUAGAUUAGAAUAGAUAUUGAUACACAAUCACACUUGUAUAUAUACUUAGUUGUUAAAUGAAAUAUACAGAGAAUUAUUUUCUCCCAAAUACGUAGAAUUCAAUAUGGUAUCAGAUGUAACCGUCUCUCGUUUUCCGCGCCUCUGAAGAAGACCGUCUUCUUCCUUGCGAUCUGGUUCACGAUCAUCUUCGUCUUCUUCCUUGCGAUCUGGUUUACGAUCGUCUUCUUCCUUGCGAUCUGGUUCACGAUAGUCUUUUGUUCUUCGCGAUUCUCUUGAAGCUUCGUCUUCUACCUCGCGAUUCUCUUCUUGUGCUUUUUUUGCACGCGGUUCUUCGUAUCAAUGGAUGUUACGAGCCCUUUCUACCUUCAUCCCUCUAAUAAUCUAGGAAUUUCGCUUGUUUCUCAGUGUCUUACUGGAGAUAAUUACAGUUUCUGGUGCAGAUCGAUGAUUUUGGCUUUGACUGCUAAAAACAAAUUUGGAUUUGUUGAUGGAACAAUUCCAAUUCCUGAUGAGCUUGAUCCUCUUUUUCACUCCUGGAAACGCAACAACAGCAUAGUUGCUUCAUGGAUUCUCAAUUCUGUUUCAAAGGAGGUUGCAUCGAGCAUCAUCUACUCUUCCUCUGCUUCUGAAAUUUGGCUUGAUCUUCAGGAACGGUUCAAACAAAGCAAUGGACCGAAAAUCUUUGAAUUGAAGCGUGAAUUGCUAGGGCUUCAGCAAGGUACUCUUUCUGUGAGUCAAUACUUCACAAAAUUGAAGUCACUCUGGGAAGAAUUCGUGGAACACCGUCCUGCACACACAUGCAAUUGUGGUGGUUCUUAGCCACUCCUUGAUUACAUGCAUAUGGAGUAUGUGUUGGCCUUUUUGAUGGGAUUGAAUGAGUCCUAUUCUCAGGUUCGUGGUCAGGUUCUUCUGAUGGAUCCCUUACCAUCGAUUAAUCGUGUUUUCUCCUUGAUCCACCAGGAAGAAAAGCAACGACAGAUAGGGAUUUCUUCCUCUGCAGAUCCUAGUUCUAGUCUAGCAUGUGUUGUGCAAGCAAAUCCUGCUAAUUCCAAGUCUCAUUCUGGAUCUUCUACUGGAGAUUCAAACUCUCGCUAUCAAAACAAGAAUCAGAACAAGAAUCGACCAACCUGUACUCAUUGUGGCAUUCUAGGUCACACCAAGGAUAGGUGCUACAAGAUAAUCAGUUAUCCUCCUCAUUACAAGAAGACCAAGCCUGUGGCCACUGUAAACAAUGUCACAUCUGAUUCUUCUACUCAGGGAACUGCUUCAACUGCUCCAUCCAUGGCUCUCACCACUCAGCAGUAUCAACAACUGCUUCAGCUACUGCAGUCUCAGAUAUCACAGGCUCAAGUUCCUUCCUCUACUCAAUCUGAUGAUGAUCAUGUUGGAUCACCUUCAAUCCAAGAUGAUUGGCAAAGGUGACAUGACACAAGGCCUCUAUUUCUUCAAAUCUUGUUCUCAUGCCAAGGACAAUGCUAAGCAAUUACCAAGUUCUGUUCAAUCUGUUUUUUCAUCACCACACACACAACAUUCUAUUUUCCCUGUAUUUGAUGCUUCAUCACUUUCAGUUUUACCUGUAUCUGUUGAUUCAUUACUUCCAUCUACAAAUACUGUAAACACUGUUUUUGAAUCAAAUAAAAUUGCAUCUCUUUGGAACAAUAGAAUGGGCCAUUUGUCUGAUAAAAUGUUAAAAGUUCUUGGCACACAUGUUCCUUUUUCUAUACAUGAUACCUUUCCACUUCUCGUUGUGAUGUAUGUCCUUUAGCAAAACUUCGAAGGCUUUCUUUUCCCUCUAAAAAUCAUAUGUCUACUUCUAGUUUUGACUUGAUACACUGUGAUAUCUGGCGCCCAUAUCAUGCUCCUACGCAUAAUGAAUGCGAUUUUUCCUUACUAUUGUUGAUGGUUGUACUCGCUUCACGUGGGUAUACCUACUCCAUAACAAAUCUGAGGCAACUAACAGUAUUAAGGUGCUUUUUGCUUUGGUCAAGACACAGUUUGGAACCACAAUAAAGAAAAUAAGGACUGAUAAUGCACCAGAACUUUCUUUAACCAGUUUUUUGCAGGAACAAGGAACCUUGCAUCAAUUCAGUUGUCCAUAUAGGCCCCAACAGAAUUCUGUGGUUGAACAAAAACAUCAGCAUUUACUGAAUGUUGCACGUUCUCUAAUGUUUCAAUCAAAAGUUUCCCUUCCCUUUUGGGGAGAAUGUGUUUCCAUAGCAACAUAUCUCAUUAACAGGACCCCUUCACCAUUGCUCAGUCACAAGACACCUUUUGAAUUGUUGUAUGGAAAACCACCAGACUACUCCUUGAUCAGAACGUUUGGCUGUUUGGUAUUUGUUUCCACACAACCUCAUGAACGGAACAAGUUCUCACCAAGGGCAUAUCCAGUAGUGUUUUUGGGAUGCCCUCCAUGUUGUAAGGGCUACAAGGUAUACAAUCUUCAAACUAGAAAAUUCAGUGUCUCCAGGGAUGUCAAAUUUAGUGAGGAUAUUUUUCCUUUCCAUGCCAUUUCCUCUCAACAUAUGGCUUCCAAUGUUCCUGACUUCUUCACAGAUAUUGUCUUACCAAAACCUGCAUCUGGUUUUCAAGGGAAUCCACCAUUGCCUCAACUUGUGAAUAACUCACAAGGGGCUGGACCUGGGCCUAGUCUCCCACCACAACAAGACUCACUAGAGGCUACACCUGGUUUCAAUUAACAUUCUCCACAUGAUCUUGAGAGUGAAUCCUCUUCUUCUUCGCACAAUCAUGUGCAACCUUUGAGAAGAUCUACACGAGCCACAAAGCUUCCAGCACACUUGCAGGAUUAUACUAUGACUGUGCAUUAUCCUAUUCAGCAGUAUGUGUCAUAUGAUAAGUUAUCACAACCUUAUAAGGCUUUCGUCAGUCAGGUGGCCAAUGUUUAUGAGCCUCAGUUCUAUCACCAGGCAGUACGAUAUCCUGAUAAAGGUUUUUUCCUCGUUGUUUGUACUGCUUUUGGCUAAACCUUUAUGAUUCAAUCAUAGUAAAGCAGAUACAGGUUUAUCGUCCUCAGGGAUUGUGUGAACAUUAGUUCCACCAGUUAAACAUUGAUCUGAGCGGUUACAAAGAUGUUGGAUAAAUUGUUUU